Messenger RNA from Hermetia illucens (black soldier fly), 1056 nucleotides. RefSeq names its product venom serine protease-like. The record is from RefSeq and is a predicted model, not a curated record. Gene Ontology annotation, biological process: proteolysis. Gene Ontology annotation, molecular function: serine-type endopeptidase activity. Bases 1 to 1056 code for a protein of 351 amino acids. NCBI's taxonomy places the organism in Eukaryota, Metazoa, Arthropoda, Insecta, Diptera, Stratiomyidae. The transcript is spliced from 5 exons.
AUGAUUGCAAACGAAGUUGAUUACUUUAAAAUUCGCAUUAUUCGUCGUGGCAGCGACGAUGGCGCACUUGGAAAAAUACAUCGUCGUCGCUAUCGCGGCUCCACGAUGAAUUCUGAUGAAGACGCUGAGCUUGGGUGCGAGAAUGAACUUUUCAUCGUGAGUCAAGAGGCAGAUCCUUAUUUCAAUAAUGUGGAAAUAUUCUGUGGUAUAACGACUGUACACCGACAGUCGCUGCUUCAAACAAUUACAAUUGGAUACAUUUCGGAGCUUAAAGGAGGAUACUUUGAAUGCGAGUUUAGGUCAAUACCGCAAAGGUGUGACUGCGGUUGGUCCUCAGUAUCGAAGAUUGUUGGAGGUCAUGAGGCGCAGUUACAUGAAUUUCCAUUUAUGGCAGGAAUCGUCAGCUUUAGUUUAAAAAGGAUAAUUUGCGGAGGAUCUAUUAUUUCAGAUAGAUUCACGUUAACCGCAGCGCAUUGCGUAUCAAAUCCCUCUGAAGCCAACAAUAUCGCUCUUGUAAUCGGUGAACAUGAUGUGACAACAGGUAAAGAUACGCCAUACACAAAACUGCAUCUUAUCGACCGAAUUAUCUAUCAUGAGAACUAUAAUAACGUAAGCUGGGAAAAUGAUAUCGCUCUGGUGAGAGUACAGGAGCAAAUGACAUGGUCCAUAGGAGUUGCACCUAUUUGUCUACCAUUCCUUGACAGGUUUCGUAACUUCGCGAAUCAACAGGCUGAAAUUGCAGGUUGGGGAACGACUGAAUUUGGGGGUGUUCUCUCGAAUACCCUCAUGAAGGGAACCGUGCGCAUAUUAUCAAAUGAAUACUGUCAAAAUCAGAUGGAUUUGUGUACUUACGAUGAUGAAGUAGAUUCUUGUCAAGGCGACUCUGGAGGUCCAAUAAUCCUUAAUCGCGAUCGAAUGUUUCUUGUUGGCAUUAUUUCGUUCGGAAAAGGAUGCCCUGGUAUUGGCCAUAAUGUACGGGUCACUUCUUAUUUGGACUGGAUUGUUACCAAUACCGGUCAGGAUUUUUGUAUGAAACCUAUAGGGGUAGGCAAUUAA